Messenger RNA from Exophiala dermatitidis NIH/UT8656, 1506 nucleotides. RefSeq lists its product as uncharacterized. Bases 380 to 796 code for a protein of 138 amino acids. Gene Ontology annotation, molecular function: carbon-sulfur lyase activity. Lineage: Eukaryota; Fungi; Ascomycota; Eurotiomycetes; Chaetothyriales; Herpotrichiellaceae. The transcript is spliced from 3 exons. The record is from RefSeq and is a predicted model, not a curated record.
CGCGGACCAAGCCAGAGUGGCAUUGUGGUCACGCUGGACGAGAUACCGGUACCUAUAGACUGGAGCCGAGAGUAUUUUUCAUCUCGACCACUGCGUCGGGGACUUUGUGCUGUGCUGUAGGUACCUAGGUAGUACAUGAUUGGCGAAAAGCAAAGCAGUCAGUAGGAGUGAAUCACAGCACAGCACCGCAUACAAGAUAAAAUCAACCUAAACGUCGCUCCAAUUUCAUCUUUCUUUUUGUAUUCCAUUCACACAGUCUUCAAACCACAUCCACUUGCAUCUCUUUCUUCUUCGCGUCUCAAUCCUGCAAUCUCACGUUCCCUGUAACAUCUCGUCCACUACCACUCACUGCAAACGCAGCAACUACCGCUCGACUACCAUGGCUCCGUACGAAGGGCAAUGCCACUGCGGCCAAACCGCAUGGACGGUGGAAAUCCCCGAAGAAAAGCACAUCCUCUGCCACUGCGGCGCCUGCAAGAUCCUCGGCGGCGGCGAAUUCACCCUCAACCAAGUCAUUCCAAAGUCCAACUUUAAGUUGACAAAGGGCGAUCUCAAGGUGUACACUUACAAGGGAGAUUCCGGCAACUCGGUCGACUGCUACAUGUGUCCUAACUGCGGGGCGAGUCCGUAUCAUCAUCAGCAUGUCAUGGGUCCCGACACCAUUGUCAUUCGUACGGGUUUGCUCAAAGGAAGUGACAAGUGGGGAAAGCCGGCUGCCGAAAUCUUUGACAAGUUGCGUCCCAGCUGGCUUCCUCAGACGGGAGAUGCUAGCUUUCCUGCGGCACCUCCGUCUUGAACGCAACGUGAGCAGAGCAGACUGGAGUUGAUUCCCACCACCCUAGCAGGCUGUUGUUGGGCAUUAAUUCGGUGAAGACUGGUCGAGCUACUGUAACCUGGCAGCGAGGUAGAUGUCUCGGUCAAUCAGUCAUCCGUCAGUCAAUUAAUCACUGCGACAGUUCCUGUGCUCUAUGCUUAGGCAAAUAUGAACUUAUUCUGGUGGAGAAAGGAAUGAAUUGCUCUUGCUCACAUUACUGGGAACUCUGGACCUUCUCAGAAUCAAAGUCAGACCAGAUGAGCGGGAAUCCAGACAGACCUACCCCAUUCUUUUCUUCACCCAGUUUCCUUCUUUUUAUGCACCGGGGGCGUGGAAAAAUCCUCAUCUACUCGACGUUUCAGUACUCGACGUUUCCGGCAAGGCAGGCUUUGUUUCUCGCUUUGAACCGAUCAAGUGAAAUGUCCUCUCACUGCAGUCGCUCCCAAAGCCACAUUGUGACAUUUGAUAUCUGCAAGUUCUAUUCGUGUAUCGUCCACCUUAUUACCCUGGACCAUGCAUGCAUGCCUUGAGAGUCCUCCAAAGCUCUAGCAUCAUUGUAGACCACUGCAGACGAGUCCAUCUUGCCAGCACUCUCAGUGAUAGUAUUAACAUUGAUAACUAGACACUUCGAAAACAUUCUCUUCCCGACAUGUCGAUCAAACUCGAAUAGUUGAUCAGAUUCAGACUCAGAC